AUGUGGAAGACAGGAAACAUCUACCUCAUUACGGCCAUCGCCGUUAUUGGCGGUGGCCUCUUCGGUUUCGAUAUUGCGUCUAUGAGCGCUAUCAUCUCUACUCAACCAUACUUAUGCUACUUCAAUCAAGGUCCCGAUGGCCCAGGCUAUAACGAUGUGAAAACAUGUUCUGGCCCUCGUUCAAGUGUUCAAGGUGGAAUCACUGCUUCCAUGGCAGGUGGUUCAUGGCUCGGUGCUCUGCUUUCCGGCGUCAUUUCUGAUAAAUUGGGAAGGAAAAGAGCAAUUCAAAUCGGAUCAAUCAUCUGGUGUAUCGGCAGUAUCAUCGUCUGCGCCAGUCAAGAUAUUGGAAUGUUGAUUGUGGGUCGUGUGAUCAACGGUCUCUCCGUUGGGAUUUGCUCAGCCCAAGUCCCAGUCUACCUCUCUGAGAUCGCCCCUCCCGCCAAACGUGGUCGUCUCGUGGGCACUCAACAAUGGGCCAUUACCUGGGGAAUCAUGAUCAUGUUCUAUAUCUGCUACGGCUGUUCAUUCAUCGAUGGCACAGCAGCAUUCAGAGUACCAUGGGGUCUUCAAAUGAUCCCAGCCAUCAUCCUCUUCCUCGGUCUUUUGAUCUUACCUGAAAGCCCAAGAUGGUUGGCCAAACAUGAUAGAUGGGACGAGGCAUUACACGUCCUGGCAUUGACGCACGCACAUGGAGAUGAGAAGAACAAGUUCGUCGAGCGAGAGCUACAGGAAAUAAGAGACGAGGUGGAAUUCUACAGGAAGAACUCUGAUGUUACGUGGAUGGAGCUCUUCAAACCAUCCAUGCUGAACAGAGUCCACAUCGGCGCUUUCACACAGAUCUGGGCCCAACUCACAGGAAUGAACGUGAUGAUGUACUACAUCACCUACGUCUUCUCCAUGGCCGGCCUAACAGGAAACAACAUGCUAGUCUCCUCAUCCAUUCAAUACGUAAUCAACGUCGUAACCACCGUCCCCGCUCUUCUCUGGGCAGAUAAAUGGGGUCGACGGCCCAUGUUCCUCGUCGGCGCAGUCCUCAUGAUGACCUGGCUAUUCAUCAAUGCUGGUGUAAUGGCCAUGUACGGCCACGCUGCUCCAGCCGGUGGUCUCAACGGCAUUGCAGCCGAGAGUUGGGUCAUGGAAGGUAAACCGGCAAAGGUUAUCAUUGCGAUGAGUUAUCUGUUCGUCGCGAGUUAUGCGCCGACUUGGGGACCUGCUGGUUGGAUUUAUCCUCCAGAGCUGUAUCCUUUGAGACUUAGAGGGAAGGCCGUCGCUCUUUCAACCUCCGCCAACUGGGCAUUCAACUUCGCCCUAGGUUAUUUCGUCCCCCCAGCAUUCCAGAAUAUCAAAUGGAAAGUCUACAUCCUGUUCGGCGUCUUCUGCGCCACCAUGUUCAUCCACGUCUUCUUCAUGUUCCCCGAGACUGCUGGCAAGUCUCUCGAAGAGGUUGAAGCCAUGUUCACGGAUCCGAAGGGAAUCAGGUAUAUCGGAACACCGGCAUGGAGAACGCACGUGGUGAAGAGGACCCUGGAGCAGAGGGUCAAGGAGGGUGAUGAGAAGGGGGCCGAGCAUAGGGAGGUGCAGGAGCAUGAGAGGAGUAGUGAUGAGGAGAUGGGGAUGGUGAGACCUGAGCAGCCGCAGCAGGCGGUGGUGAAGGAGGAGAGGGCUUGA
Messenger RNA from Mollisia scopiformis, 1668 nucleotides. RefSeq names its product sugar transporter. Lineage: Eukaryota; Fungi; Ascomycota; Leotiomycetes; Helotiales; Mollisiaceae. The transcript is spliced from 4 exons. Gene Ontology annotation, cellular component: membrane. Gene Ontology annotation, molecular function: carbohydrate:proton symporter activity. Bases 1 to 1668 code for a protein of 555 amino acids. Gene Ontology annotation, biological process: transmembrane transport; carbohydrate transport. The record is from RefSeq and is a predicted model, not a curated record.